Messenger RNA from Dromiciops gliroides (monito del monte), 8649 nucleotides. It is a transcript of the gene PLXNA4, whose product is annotated as plexin A4. The record is from RefSeq and is a predicted model, not a curated record. Gene Ontology annotation, molecular function: semaphorin receptor activity; protein binding. Gene Ontology annotation, biological process: negative regulation of cell adhesion; regulation of GTPase activity; semaphorin-plexin signaling pathway involved in axon guidance. The transcript has 32 exons. Gene Ontology annotation, cellular component: semaphorin receptor complex. NCBI's taxonomy places the organism in Eukaryota, Metazoa, Chordata, Mammalia, Microbiotheria, Microbiotheriidae. Bases 662 to 6346 code for a protein of 1894 amino acids.
GGCUGGGGAGAGCUGCAGUGCCAGGGGAGAGCGCUCCCAGCCCGGCCACCCGGGCACCCGGGGCUGGGGAGCCGCCGGACUUGGGCGAUGGGCGGCGCUCAGUGACGCCGCCGUUGCCCGUUUGGCAUCAAGGACAUCGAGCCCUCCGGGGGGGUGGGGGUGCAGGGGGCAGCCCCCAAUCGUCAUUGCAGCCGCUGAGAGGCUCCACUGCUGCCCGGCUUUGGGGGGUAACUGGACGAAAGCGGGGUGCCUGGAAUCGCUUAUCAAUUUUUUGGACAUUUCUUUCCCUCGGACGUUGGAAGAGGAUCUAUUCAGAGCCAAAGGCUUUACAUUAUUCUUGUUUUUUUUUUCUUUUCCUUUUUAAACCCUUUUCCUUUGCAUCUGUGGAGUAUUUUUGUUUGGGAUUUGGGAUUGAAGAGGCAUACAGAGAGACAAACACACACGCACAUACAGAGGGAGAGACAGAGGGAGAGAGAGGAGAGAGAGAGAGAGAGAGAGAGAGAGAGAGAGGCAGAGACACCAUCUGCAGUGUCAAUGCGGCGCUCCCGCUGAAGGAGGGAAAAGCGGCAAUCCCAGGGGAAGACCCCUUCUGGGUCCCGAUCCUUUGAAGUACCUCUUGGGGGUGUGACUAUUCCUGUGGCCAAGAGGACCCAUCUCUGAGAUGAAGGCCAUGCCUUGGAACUGGACUUGUGUGCUCUCCCAUCUCCUGCUACUGGGGAUGGGUUCUGCAGCCCUCCUCUCCCGACAGCCCCCAUCCUCAGCUCAGAAGCGGUCUUUUCUCACAUUCACUGCUGAGCCCCCAGAGGGCUUCAACCACCUGGUGGUGGAUGAGAGGACAGGGCACAUCUACCUGGGGGCUGUCAACCGUAUCUAUAAAUUGUCCAGUGACUUGAAGGUCCUGGUGACCCACCAGACAGGGCCCGAUGAGGAUAACCCCAAGUGCUACCCGCCCCGAAUUGUCCAGACCUGCAACGAGCCCCUCACGACCACCAAUAACGUCAACAAAAUGCUCCUCAUUGACUACAAGGAGAACCGGCUGAUUGCUUGUGGGAGUUUGUACCAGGGUAUCUGUAAGCUUCUCAGGCUGGAGGACCUCUUCAAGCUGGGAGAGCCAUUUCACAAGAAAGAGCAUUACCUGUCUGGGGUCAACGAGAGUGGCUCCGUCUUUGGCGUCAUUGUCUCCUAUAACAACCUGGAUGACAAGCUGUUCAUCGCCACUGCAGUGGACGGGAAGCCAGAGUACUUUCCCACUAUCUCCAGUCGCAAAUUGACCAAGAAUUCUGAAGCGGAUGGCAUGUUCGCUUACGUCUUCCAUGAUGAAUUUGUGGCUUCUAUGAUUAAGAUUCCUUCUGACACCUUCACCAUCAUCCCUGAUUUUGACAUCUAUUACGUCUAUGGUUUCAGCAGCGGUAACUUUGUUUAUUUCCUGACCCUUCAGCCAGAAAUGAUGUCCCCACCAGGCUCUGCCACCAAGGAGCAAGUUUAUACCUCCAAGUUGGUGCGGUUGUGUAAGGAGGACACGGCCUUCAACUCCUAUGUGGAGGUGCCCAUAGGCUGUGAGCGCAACGGGGUGGAGUAUCGCCUGCUGCAAGCCGCCUACCUUUCCAAGGCAGGGGCCUUCCUCGCCCGGACCUUGGGAGUUCGAUCAGACGAUGACAUUCUCUUCACUGUGUUCUCCAAGGGUCAGAAGCGGAAAAUGAAGUCACUGGAUGAGUCAGCCCUGUGCAUCUUUGUCCUGAAGCAGAUCAAUGAUCGCAUCAAAGAGAGGCUACAGUCCUGCUACAGAGGGGAGGGCACUCUGGACCUCGCCUGGCUCAAAGUGAAGGAUAUCCCCUGUAGCAGUGCGCUCCUAACCAUCGAUGAUAACUUCUGUGGCCUGGAUAUGAAUGCGCCCCUCGGGGUUUCAGAGAUGGUGCGUGGCAUGCCCAUCUUUACGGAGGACAGGGAUCGGAUGACCUCAGUCAUCGCCUAUGUUUACAAGGAGCACUCGCUGGCUUUCGUGGGCACCAAGAGUGGCAAGCUGAAAAAGAUACGUGUGGAUGGGCCCCGGGGGAAUGCCCUACAGUAUGAAACCGUGCAGGUGGUGGAGCCUGGCCCAGUUCUCAGGGAUAUGGCCUUCUCCAUGGACCAUGAGCAACUCUACAUCAUGUCAGAAAGACAGCUCACCAGAGUUCCUGUUGAGUCCUGUAGUCAAUACCGAAGCUGCAGUGAGUGUCUUGGCUCAGGAGACCCCCAUUGUGGUUGGUGUGUGCUUCAUAACACGUGUACCAGGAAGGAGCGGUGUGAGAGAUCCCGGGAACCUCGAAGGUUUGCUUCAGAGAUGAAACAGUGUGUCCGUCUGACAGUGCAUCCUAACAACAUCUCUGUCUCACAGUACAAUGUGCUGUUAGUCUUGGAGACCUAUAAUGUCCCAGAACUGUCAGCUGGUGUCAAUUGUACCUUUGAGGACCUAUCUGAGAUGGAUGGCCUAGUGGUGGGCAACCAGAUUCAAUGCUAUUCCCCUGCAGCUAAGGAAGUGCCUCGGAUCAUCACUGAGAAUGGGGACCACCACAUUGUCCAGCUGCAGCUCAAAUCUAAGGAGACGGGCAUGACCUUUGCCAGUACCAGUUUUGUUUUCUACAACUGCAGUGUCCACAAUUCGUGCCUGUCCUGCGUGGAGAGCCCCUACCGCUGCCACUGGUGCAAAUACCGCCAUGUCUGUACUCACGACCCCCAGACCUGCUCCUUCCAGGAGGGUCGAGUAAAGCUUCCUGAGGAUUGCCCUCAGCUGCUGCAAGUGGACAAGAUCCUGGUGCCAGUGGAGGUGAUCAAGCCCAUUACCCUGAAGGCCAAGAACCUGCCCCAGCCACAGUCAGGUCAACGAGGCUACGAGUGCAUCCUCAACAUCCAGGGUACCGAGCAGAGGGUCCCUGCCCUGCGCUUCAACAGCUCCAGCGUGCAGUGCCAAAACACCUCUUAUUCCUAUGAGGGAAUGGAGAUCAACAGCCUACCUGUGGAGCUGACCGUUGUGUGGAAUGGGGACUUCAACAUUGACAACCCAGCCCAGAACAAAGUUCAUCUUUACAAGUGCGGGGCCAUGCGAGAAAGCUGCGGCCUGUGCCUCAAGGCCGACCCAGACUUCGAGUGUGGCUGGUGCCAAGGGCUGGGGCAGUGCACCCUCCGACAACACUGUCCCACCCAGGAGAACAAAUGGCUGGAGCUGUCCAGUACGAAUGGCAAGUGUACCAACCCCCGCAUCAAUGAGAUCAGCCCAUCAACAGGUCCCCGGGAAGGAGGCACCAAGGUGACUAUCCGAGGCGAGAACCUGGGCCUAGAAUUCCGAGACAUCGCCUCCCACGUCAAGGUGGCAGGGGUGGAAUGCAGUCCCCUGGUGGAUGGAUACAUCCCUGCGGAACAGAUCGUGUGUGAGAUGGGGGAAGCCAAGCCCAGCCAGCAUGCUGGAUUUGUGGAGAUCUGUGUGGCCGAGUGCAAGCCUGAGUUCAUGGCCCGCUCCUCCAAGCUCUACUAUUUCAUGACAUUGACCCUGUCUGACCUGAAGCCCAUCCGGGGGCCCGUGUCUGGGGGCACCCAAGUGACCAUCACUGGCACCAACUUGAAUGCAGGCAGCAAUGUGGCAGUGAUGUUUGGAAGCCAGCCCUGUCUCUUCUACAGGCGAUCCACAUCACACAUCAUCUGUAACACCACUUCUUCAGAGGAGGUGGUUGAAAAGUCCAAGGUGCUUGUGCAGGUAGACAAGGCCAAGAUCCAUGCAGACCUCUACUUCCAAUACGUGGAGGACCCCACCAUCCUGAGGAUCGAGCCUGAGUGGAGCAUUAUCAGUGGAAAUACCCCCAUUGUUGUCUGGGGGACACACCUGGACCUCAUCCAGAAUCCCCAGAUCCGAGCUAAGCAUGGAGGGAAGGAACACAUCAAUGUCUGUGAGGUUCAGAAUUCGACUGAGAUGACCUGCCAGGCUCCAGCCCUUGCCGUAGAUCCCGACCACCAAUCUGACCUGACUGAGAGGCCGGAGGAGUUUGGUUUCAUCCUAGACAAUGUCCAGUCGCUGCUGAUCCUUAACAAGACCAACUUCACCUACUACCCUAACCCUGUGUUUGAGGCCUUUGGCCCUUCGGGCAUCUUAGAGCUUAAACCUGGCACACCCAUCAUUCUGAAGGGCAAGAAUUUGAUUCCACCGGUGGCUGGAGGUAACAUGAAACUGAACUACACAGUGUUGGUUGGAGAGAAGCCAUGUACCGUGACGGUGUCAGAUGUCCAACUGCUCUGUGAAUCUCCCAACCUCAUUGGACGACACAAAGUGAUGGCCCGAGUGGGGGGCAUGGAGUACUCCCCUGGAAUGGUGUACAUCUCUCCAGACAGCCCUCUCAGCCUGCCUGCUAUCGUCAGCAUCGCUGUGGCCGGGGGGCUCCUCAUCAUCUUCAUAGUGGCUGUGCUCAUUGCCUACAAGCGCAAGUCCCGUGAGAGUGACCUCACCCUGAAGAGGCUGCAGAUGCAGAUGGACAACCUGGAGUCCCGUGUGGCUCUGGAGUGCAAAGAAGCUUUUGCUGAGCUGCAGACAGAUAUCCAUGAGCUGACAAGUGACCUGGAUGGAGCUGGAAUUCCCUUCUUGGACUAUCGGACAUAUACCAUGCGAGUGUUAUUUCCUGGCAUAGAAGAUCACCCUGUUCUCCGGGACCUGGAGGUACCAGGCUACCGCCAAGAGCGUGUGGAAAAGGGACUGAAGCUCUUUGCCCAGCUCAUCAACAACAAAGUAUUCCUGCUAUCUUUCAUCCGUACCCUAGAGUCCCAGCGGAGCUUCUCAAUGCGGGACCGGGGCAACGUGGCCUCACUCAUCAUGACAGUGCUGCAGAGCAAGCUGGAGUAUGCCACGGAUGUGCUAAAGCAGCUAUUGGCUGAUCUCAUUGACAAGAACCUGGAGAGCAAAAACCACCCCAAACUACUACUAAGAAGGACGGAGUCAGUGGCUGAGAAGAUGCUAACCAACUGGUUUACUUUCCUUCUCUACAAGUUCCUGAAGGAAUGUGCGGGGGAACCCCUGUUCUCCUUAUUCUGUGCCAUCAAGCAGCAGAUGGAGAAGGGUCCCAUCGAUGCCAUCACUGGGGAAGCCCGAUACUCCUUGAGCGAGGACAAGCUCAUCAGGCAGCAGAUUGACUACAAGACCUUGGUCCUGAGCUGUGUCAAUCCAGACAAUGUCAAUAGCCCUGAGAUCCCGGUGAAGAUCCUCAAUUGUGACACCAUAACCCAAGUCAAAGAGAAGAUCCUGGAUGCCAUCUUCAAGAAUGUGCCCUGUUCCCACAGGCCUAAAGCUGCUGAUAUGGAUCUGGAGUGGCGACAAGGAAGUGGGGCCAGGAUGAUCCUACAAGAUGAAGACAUCACCACCAAGAUCGAGAAUGAUUGGAAAAGACUCAACACAUUGGCCCAUUACCAGGUACCAGAUGGCUCAAUAGUGGCUUUAGUCUCUAAGCAAGUCACAGCGUAUAAUGCGGUGAAUAACUCCACUGUCUCCAGGACAUCAGCAAGCAAAUACGAAAAUAUGAUCCGGUACACGGGGAGCCCUGACAGCCUCCGUUCCCGCACACCCAUGAUCACACCUGACCUGGAAAGUGGGGUCAAGAUGUGGCACCUCGUGAAGAAUCAUGAGCAUGGGGAUCAGAAGGAGGGUGACCGGGGAAGCAAGAUGGUAUCUGAAAUCUACCUAACCCGGCUAUUGGCCACUAAGGGCACUCUGCAGAAGUUUGUGGAUGACCUCUUCGAGACCAUCUUCAGCACCGCCCACAGAGGGUCUGCACUGCCCCUUGCAAUCAAGUACAUGUUUGACUUCCUGGAUGAACAGGCAGACAAGCAUGGCAUCCACGAUCCCCAUGUCCGGCACACCUGGAAGAGCAAUUGUUUGCCAUUGAGGUUCUGGGUCAACAUGAUCAAGAAUCCUCAGUUUGUAUUUGACAUCCACAAGAACAGCAUCACUGAUGCCUGCCUGUCCGUGGUGGCUCAGACAUUCAUGGAUUCCUGUUCCACGUCUGAGCACCGCUUGGGCAAGGACUCCCCAUCCAACAAAUUGCUCUAUGCCAAGGACAUCCCCAGCUACAAGAACUGGGUAGAGAGAUAUUACUCAGACAUCGGGAAGAUGCCCGCCAUCAGUGACCAGGACAUGAAUGCCUAUUUAGCUGAGCAAUCCCGCAUGCACAUGAACGAAUUCAACACGAUGAGUGCCCUGUCUGAGAUCUUCUCCUAUGUGGGCAAAUACAGCGAGGAGAUCCUCGGACCCCUGGACCACGAUGACCAGUGUGGGAAGCAGAAACUAGCCUACAAACUAGAACAAGUCAUAACCCUCAUGAGCAUAGACAGCUGAGAACUGUCCUUCUGAGACUCCCUUGGAGGGGGGACACACCAAGCCGUGCCUCAGACUAAAUCAUCAUCUUUACCAAGUGCAAGUUCCGACUGGCUAUAAGCAGCAUCAUUUGAGCAGCUAGCUCUCUCUCUCUCUCUCUCUCUCUCUCUCUCUCUCUCUCUCUCUCUCUCUCUCUCUCUCUCUCUCUCCCACCCCCGUUCUCUCUCUCCCUCCCUCCCCUCUUUCUUCUCCAUUUCACUCUCUGUCUCUCCCUCAUCUUUUCUCCUUUUUUUGCUCUGCCAACAUCCUUGGUGGGACCAAGCCACCCAGUCCACAGCCAUUCUGGCAGGACAGGAAGACCACAUCAUAGGGGCGAACAGGAGGACACAGGAGCUGAAAUCUUGUUCCCAGCUGUGGCCCACCCUCAGCAAUCAAUGGAUGAUGAUGUCUCCAGUUGGAGAUGAAUACUCAAUACAGGGAUCAUCUCUGUAUUGCUGUCACUACCUUUUGUUUCCCUGCAGUUCCUUCUUUGGAUGGACCCAUGGCCUAGGGAGUGAACAGAGGAACUCAGUAUUAUGUUGGCUGGGAAUACAGGGACACAGCUUUCUCCUUCUGCCCGACCUCCACCUCUGGUUCUAGCCAAUGGUCCCAUCACUCAGUGGCCUUGAGAAGGAAAGCCACAUCUCCCUGAGUAAAGCCAAGGUCCUUGUCUUUCAGGAAGAGACACCCAGACAACUCAUCUCCCAGCUUCUGCUUCUUGUCACAGGAAUUCUCCAGGCUCCCCUCUCUAAUCCCUUUAUCCCGCCCCCUCUCUUGGUUCACAUCUCCCAAGAGAAAGUCAAUUGGAAAGAAAAUCAUACAGCGGAAAGGGACCUGGGUUCAAAUCCUAUCUCUGCUGUGACCUUUAUCUUUAAAAUGAAGGAAGUGCACUUGAUGGUCUCUAAUGGUCCCUUCUAGGUUUAAGUCUAUGGGUCUAUGAAAGGCUGUGAUCCGACUCCCAAGAGCCCCAAAAUGCCAUGUAUUGGGGAAGAGAAGUUGUUGCGGGGAGUGGCAGGGAAAUCUUCCUGUCUUAGAAAAAGAUUUCUUAUUUUUCACCUACCUUCCCUUUCAAAUUAAUCACAACCACCUCCCCAGGUCUAAUUCAUUGGCUUAUCUCUGCCCAGGGCCUCACACCUGACAAACAGAAAGCAAUUGCUGAUCCAGUAACUGUCUUUCUGUUCCUUAUUAUGAUCACUCAUCAGGGGUCACUUUGAAACAAGGAUUGUGUCUGGGGGAUGGCUACUCUAAGCUAUCUGCAUAGCUCCCAUCUACAGCCUUCUUCACUCCCUGUUUCCCCCAGCAGCUCCUGGGGCCAAUGUUCGGCUAACACAAUCUCCGCCCACCCCCCCCCCCCUUUGUUCCAUCAGCAUCCAAGCUGCGCUCCCUGCAACAUCCUCCCUCAUUACCCUCAUGGACAUCACCUGUGAUUGGUGAGCCUGAACAACCUUAAGAUCACCAAAGCAAAAUCCUGGCUGGCCUCAAACCUUCAGCUUACCUUAACAAGGAUAAGUAGUGGACCUUGGCUUAAGGAUGAAGCUGAAGGAGGAGUCACUCUAACUUAGCAAUCUGUUCAUUCAUCUCCAAUCUUGGUUUAACCCAAGGUUCAGUCCUGGGCAGGUAACACACACAAGCAUACACACAGAGACUGCACACUGCACGAUAGAGCAGGAGAAACUUUGGAAAUCAUCCAGUCCAAGUCUUUGCCCAACAUGGUAAUCCCUACAGGCAUCGCCAGCCCUGAAUGGUACCCCACUGGAGAAGAUAAGGGAGCAAAGGAGAACCACCUUCCAGGGGAUGUGCCAGUGGGGGAUGGGGGAUACCACUUCCAUAGUAUACUCCUUAGCAUCAAAUACAUUUCCCUGACACUCAUCUUUAAUAAGGUCUAGUAGGGAGAGAAGAUGACAGCUAUAGCAUUUCCCAUCAGGGCUUAUGAAGCAGGCCUUUUUGGGGGGUGGGAGAGGGGAAGGGGAGGGUGUCCGGGGAAGUAGGUAUAUGUGAAGUUCAGCACAUGUGUACAUGUGUGGCCAGGGUAGGGCUCAGAGUUAGGAGAGGUUUCUCUUUUGUGUAUAUUUAAGAGACCUUUGUAAGGGUUCACCUGGUAAUUGACUCAUCCUGUACCUUAAGGACAUUACAAUAUUGGCUAAAUGGGUUGAAUACUGAUGGUUGGAAGGGAGAGGGGAGGAGACAGGUACUUCAGGAGAUAUCACUUACCUAAAAGAAGUCAGUCUAGUUGUCUGCCAAGUUUCAGCUUCAGAUGGUUUGGGGGGGUGGCAAUGGGGAGGGUG